AAUGCUAUUGGCUAAUUUUGCAAUACAGAUGCCCUCAGAGAGAGAGAGAGAAAGGGAAACACUUGUCACUGGUGGAGUCUGCGUGGGACAGGGUGGCUGAGUGGCACAUCCUGAGUUCUGUGCCUGCCUGCCCCAGAAUCUCAGAGAAGGCAAAAUAGACUCGAAGGCAUGUGGAAUGUCUAACAGUAAGACCAGUUUGCUAAAAGCUCCAUGAGGAGUGGCUAACUCUCCACCCCCUCCAAAAUAAGCUGAAAAGCUUUCACCAUGCCAACAUCCUACCCUGAAUCCAACACACCGGACUUUGAGUACGAUGAGUUCGCAGAAGCCUGUAAAGUGGAAGACAUCGUAGCAUUUGGGGCCGUCUUUCUGUCCAUAUUUUACUCCCUCGUCUUUGCCUUUGGUCUGGUGGGCAAUCUGUUGGUGGUGUUCGCUCUCACCAAGAGCAGGAAGCCCAAGAGCAUCACUGAUAUUUACCUCCUGAACCUGGCUCUGUGUGACCUGCUCUUCGUGGCCACGUUGCCCUUCUGGACUCACUAUGUGAUCAAUGAAGAAGGCCUCCACAACGCAGUGUGCAAGCUCACGACUGCCUUCUUCUUCAUCGGCUUCUUUGGCGGCAUAUUCUUCAUCACCAUUAUUAGCAUCGACAGAUACCUGGCAAUCGUCUUGGCAGUCAACUCCAUGAACAACCGGACUGUGCAGCAUGGCGUCACCAUCAGCCUUAGCGUCUGGGCAGCAGCCAUCCUGGUGGCAGCACCCCAGUUUAUGUUUACAAAGCAUAAAGACAAUGAAUGCCUAGGCGACUACCCUGAAAUCCUGCAGGAAAUCUGGCCUGUGCUCCGCAAUGUUGAAGCAAAUGUUCUGGGCUUUCUGCUGCCCCUGCUCAUCAUGAGUUUCUGCUACUUCAGAAUCAUCUGGACAUUGUUUUCUUGCAAGAACCAGAAGAAAUCUAGAGCCAUCAAACUCAUCUUAUUGGUGGUCGUCGUGUUUUUCCUCUUCUGGACGCCCUACAAUGUGAUGAUUUUCCUGGAGACCCUCAAACUCUAUGACUUCUUUCCCAGUUGUGACGUAAAGAGGAAACUGAGGCUGGCCCUCAGUGUGACUGAGACCUUGGCGUUUAGCCACUGUUGCCUCAACCCCCUUAUCUAUGCAUUUGCUGGAGAGAAGUUCAGAAGAUACCUGUCCCACCUGUACCGGAAAUGCAAGGCGGCCCUGUGCGGUCCCUCGGUCCAUGCCGGCUUCUCUGCUUCAGAGUCACCGAGGAGCAGACAGGGCAGCAUCCUGAGCAGCAACUUCACUCACUACACGAGCGAUGGAGAGACAUCCAUCCUCCUAUGAGGGCUCCCCCAGGCCGUCUCUGUGGGAGCGCAGAGCUCCUGAGCUGAUGCCAGCUAGGCGCAUCAGUUUUGUUGUUACUUCUUACAUGGAAGAAAUAUGGACUCCGUACUAACCAGACAGUCCGGUCUUUUCAAGAAUUGUGCUUAAAACUUGAAUGAUAAGGCUAGUCGUGGCUCUUACUGGAAGGUCAGGAACUUUUUCUUUCUCCCCCCCCACCCCCUUAACUUCACUUCAGAAGGAACUUUUUCUUAAAGAUGACAAAAAUUCAACCCUGACUAGUUUAGUUACAGGGUGGUGGGUACUACUCACAGUGGUGAGGGGAUGGCUGAGCCCUCAGGGUGAGUUGAAACCAGACCCUGAAUCUAACUAGAGCUUUUUCUCACUGAUCUUCAGAUCUUUGAGUAGCGACUGGUCUUCCAAGCUCACAUAACACAGCUCUGUCACUAGAGAGGGACUGAAACCUAUUCCUUUCUGGUCCCAGGGUCCAAAUUCCCAGGGAAGGAUUCUGAUUGGUUAAGCUGGUACCAGGGACCCGUCUUUGGACCAGAGGGUGUGAUCCCACAAAGCAGGACAUAGCACCUCAUGAUUAGAGGUGAGGAAGGUAUAUCUCCAAGAAUUUGUAGGGGUGAACACUGUCCUGAUCAGACAGCACAAGGGCCAGACGCCAUCCUCACUGUGUACCUAGCCAGUGCCUCCCCGAUCACGUGAACCAGUACCCGUAGCUGACUCCCUGUUCACUAAACCUCUUUCUCCCCACCCUGCAAGAGUUCCCAGCUGCUCACUGCAUCCAGUCCAAACUCAAGUGCCUGGUGCCUGGGCUGCCACAACGUCACCUAACCUACAAAUUCCAAAGGAAUUCUGUGGAGGAGAGAGUCCUCCCCAAAUGAUUCCACUUACUCCGUCAGUCAGGUCUCUUCCAUAAAAACUCCACACAUCUCAUUCCACUUGUUUUCGGGCCCUGAGGGAGAGAUAGAAAGGACCCUGCCUCAGAGCGAAGGGAUGGAUUCCAAUCCCAGCUCCGGCCCUGUCUACUGGGAAGGUUGGGCCAACAGGGUGCCAUUUCCCGGUCUGUAGCCAGGGAAUAAUGGCACUCUUCAAUAGAGAACCCCUUUCCAACAUGAAAAGCCAGCCACUCUUGCAGGCCAUAACCCUCUACUCUGGUUCCAGAUGUCAACUUUUCUGCACCUGGUAGUGCUGCACUCUGGCCAGAAGUGUGGUGACAGAACGUAGCCCAGACAGAGAGGACACUGGACCCCAUCGCAGCACUCAAGGAGCGCCUAGGUCCACAAGCCUACCUGACCCAAACCUCCUCUGCUGUCCUCAGUAGUCCUUCCCCCAGGGACUUCCAGCGAACUCCUACCCAGCUGGGAAAAAGCCCCAUUCCUCUUGCCCCUGCUAACGUGGAAAGCCAGGGAACAGGGUCAGCCUUCUACUCUCAGUGAACACUGAGGGUGGUGUAAAACUUCAAAGCUCAAAAAACAACUGUAACAGUGCUGAAAAAGAUACCUAUGCUCUAAUCACACAGAUAUUUUCACGCCUGCAGUUACCAGCAUGUGUUUAGGAUUCCAACCUUAACAACGUAUGGUUUUAUAAUCUGCUUUUUUCAACCUUGGAUUGCAAAUACCUCUCUUACAUAAUCAUCACGUUCGAAGACUCUACCAGAUUGCACACUCACUGAAGCAGAAUGCUGCAGCCCUGACAGUCUUAGCAGUGGGUGUGUUUAAUGAAGGAGAAUAAAUCAUGUUCCUUCAAGAUCAUGUACCAUAAUUUACUCACCAUUACUCUGUUGAUGAACAUUUAACUUGUUUCCAAUAUUUAACAAAUACACACUUUGCAUCACUUAUGUCUGAA
Messenger RNA from Cavia porcellus (domestic guinea pig), 3186 nucleotides. RefSeq names its product C-X3-C motif chemokine receptor 1 (gene Cx3cr1). The record is from RefSeq and is a predicted model, not a curated record. Lineage: Eukaryota; Metazoa; Chordata; Mammalia; Rodentia; Caviidae. Gene Ontology annotation, molecular function: C-X3-C chemokine receptor activity; C-C chemokine binding; C-C chemokine receptor activity. Bases 265 to 1335 code for a protein of 356 amino acids. The transcript is spliced from 3 exons. Gene Ontology annotation, cellular component: membrane; external side of plasma membrane. Gene Ontology annotation, biological process: positive regulation of cytosolic calcium ion concentration; cell chemotaxis; G protein-coupled receptor signaling pathway.